AUGGACGACUUCCCAUCGAGGUUUCGAGCUGCCGAGACUGACCGGAGGCUCGAGAACUACGGCUAUAGCAGAGACAACGCUCCCCAGAUGCAACAGCAUGCAGGGACGGAUCUGUCUCGAACAGGCUGGUUCACCCCAUCAAAUUCACCGUGGAACCAGAGCACCGAUGUGAAGGAUAAAGCUUCAUCUUCGUCGUGGGCGCGGAGUCUCAACGACGCCGAAUCUAAGAGACGGAAAAGAGUGGUUAGGUACAAGGCAUAUGGCGCGGAGGGGAAGAUCAAAGCUUCGAUAAGGAGCGGCUUUCGAUGGAUCAAGAACAAGUACUCCGAACUCGUGCAUGGUUGCUAG
This is a messenger RNA of Syzygium oleosum, 348 nucleotides long. RefSeq lists its product as uncharacterized. Lineage: Eukaryota; Viridiplantae; Streptophyta; Magnoliopsida; Myrtales; Myrtaceae. Bases 1 to 348 code for a protein of 115 amino acids. The transcript has a single exon. The record is from RefSeq and is a predicted model, not a curated record.